AUGGCGGCGGCGCCGGGGGCAGCGGCGGGCGGCGGCGCCGGCUCGUUCGGCGGCGCCGAGAUGGUGCGCGGGCAGCUCUUCGACGUGGGGCCGCGCUACGUCAACCUCUCCUACAUCGGGGAGGGGGCCUACGGCAUGGUCUGUUCUGCCUAUGACAAUGUCAAGAAAGUUCGGGUAGCUAUAAAGAAAAUCAGCCCAUUUGAACACCAGACGUAUUGCCAGAGAACUCUGAGAGAGAUCAAAAUCCUAUUGCGUUUCAGGCAUGAAAAUAUUAUUGGGAUUGAUAACAUUAUCAGAGCUCCAACAAUUGAACAAAUGAAAGAUGUAUACAUUGUGCAAAAUCUCAUGGAGACGGACCUUUACAAGCUCUUAAAGACUCAGCAUCUCAGCAAUGACCACAUCUGUUAUUUCCUUUAUCAGAUCCUGAGAGGAUUGAAAUACAUUCAUUCAGCCAAUGUGCUGCAUCGUGACCUCAAGCCUUCCAACCUGCUACUAAACACUACUUGUGAUCUCAGGAUCUGUGACUUUGGAUUGGCUCGUGUUGCAGAUCCCGAUCAUGAUCACACUGGGUUCCUAACAGAAUAUGUAGCGACGCGUUGGUACCGAGCUCCUGAAAUCAUGUUGAAUUCAAAGGGUUAUACCAAAUCUAUUGAUAUCUGGUCUGUAGGUUGCAUUUUGGCAGAGAUGCUAUCAAACAGACCCAUAUUUCCAGGAAAACACUACCUUGAUCAGCUGAACCAUAUCCUUGGGAUACUUGGAUCGCCUUCUCAAGAAGACUUGAACUGUAUAAUCAAUUUGAAAGCUAGAAACUACCUGCUUUCUCUCCCCUACAAAAAUAAGGUGCCUUGGAAUCGGCUGUUUCCAAAUGCAGAUCCCAAAGCUCUUGAUCUGUUGGACAAAAUGUUGACCUUCAACCCGCACAAGAGAAUCGAAGUGGAAGAAGCACUGGCCCAUCCCUAUCUAGAGCAGUAUUACGAUCCGAGUGAUGAGCCGGUUGCAGAAGCACCAUUCAAAUUCGACAUGGAACUGGAUGACUUGCCAAAGGAAACACUGAAAGAGCUGAUUUUUGAUGAAACUGCCAGGUUUCAGCCAGGAUACAGAUUCUAAAUGGCACACGGGAGAAAGGAGCUAAAGGGCUGGGCAUUCGCCACACAGAUGCUCUCUUCCUGAUUCCUGAUGUAUUGCCAUGCCUCUGGCCUUUUUCAGCCUCUCCACUCACCACUUCAAGCCAUUCAGGAAGGCCAUUUCUGGUAGUCCUGGCUUUAUGCUCUCAACAGAAUUUUUCUUUAUGCCUGAAAAAAAAAAGCUGAUAUUUCUGUGUGUAAUAUUCAUUACUGGUCCUCUUGCGGUAUUCUAUUUCCAUACACCUCCUGCUGAUAAUAUGUUUAAACUGCUUCCUUUUCUGAUUGGAAAGAUACAGUGCUUUGUUGCUGAUUUUAAUCAAGGCAAUGGCAAACAAAGAUGUUUGCACCACGAACCAUUUUAUUUUCUAGGUUUUGUUCCUGACUUUUUUUUUUAAAGGAAAAGCUACAAUUUAGGGCACUUUAAGUCAGUGGCAUUCUCCGUACUUUUGCACUUCUUUAAGCAUGCAACGGUUUGCUAACAUGCACAAUGCAAAUUGACAGUAUAAAUCGUGUUUCUGUACUUGUUCUAAUUUCCUGUUCUAUACAUAUAAAUUAAUACAGAGCAUUCACUAACAUAUCUAGAAGUCUUGCUUUUAACCAGACUAAAAAAACACACAUUCUCUCACUCUGUCAAGAGGUUAUAGGUACUUGUGCAAUUUUGAAUCUUCAUGGUACUCUUAACGCUUCUAUCGUCAUUGUUGCAAGAUAUGUAAUACAAUCCUAAGCAUGUUUACUAAGCAUGUGAAUCCCAUUAAGUUCAAUGGGGUUUGCUAAGGGGGUGUAUUCAGGAUUAGCCUUAUACAAAGCAGUGGCUCAGUAACUUCCAGGGUAGUGAGAGAAUAAUUUAGAACAAAAUCCUAUUUUAUUGUCCUGCAUGAUCUGCAUUAGUAAACGUACUCAUGUGAAUAUUGCAAAUGAUCUCUCCCUAUUGAAUAUGAAGGAAACAGCUCUGCUAAGUUUCCAGCCUUUGGAUUUCACACUGGGGGCCAUGCCGCAGGAAUACUGAGCGACUUAAAAGAGAAACUUGGAAAUACUUCGGCUCCUGUAGCAUGUCAGGAUCUUCAGUUGGUCUCUUGUACUUGCCUUGUGACAAUGCACUCUCAAAUCAAAUGAUCAGCAUUACCGAUAAUGCUACCUUUGGGCCGCCAAACACUACAUCGUUUUCCACCGGUUCCUGCUUUUUUUACGAUAGCUCUUCAAGUAUUUGUUUCUGAAAUCGUAUAAUGUGGAGUUUACUAGGUGUUCUGUUCAGUGCAGUGCCUCCUAUACUUUUUCCCACUGCUCCGUGGUGAGAAAUUUGCCUUGUUCGAGAUAAUUACUGUGCCCUCGCAUGACUGUUAAAAGCUUUCUGUGCAAAGAUGAUUGUCUAAGUGCCACAUGCCUACGAUUGAAAACGUUACCUCUGAAUUGUGUUAAAAGAAAUUCUAUCCAACUAAUGACUUUUUGAAAGAAAAAAUAGCUUUGUUUUAGCUGUUCGUUUUUCUGCCGUGUUGUAUUUUGGCAGCAGCGAAGAAUAGAUUGUAUAAAGACUGCUUACUAAUACGAACCAAAACGCACUUGUAAUUAAUCAGAAUAAAUUUUAAUCUUGUUUUAUUACAUUCAACUUCCAAAUAACUUUAUUUGCUAUUUGAAGCAUGUAGAUGGGGAUCUGGCUUCUUAGUAAUAAGGAUGCUUGCUGGUGGAUAGCUCUGAUUCUAUUUUCAAUAUAAUUUAGGAAGUCAUUGGCCUAGACUCUUGGUAACUCUGCUAUUAUGCGUAUUUACUAAGCUCAGUAGGACUUCACACCUUGUUAGUCAUAGCUAGUGUCCUUUUGGCUUUGAUCCAACACAAUCCUAAAUGUUUUUACUUAUAAGUCCCAUUAAAUUUGGCGAGACUUAUUACUUAUUAAAAUUAAGACUGCAGCGUAGUCACUUUACCUGGAUUGAGAGCCCAUUACAGGGGUACGUAAUAGUCACAAAAUGGUUAGAUUCCUUAACAAGUGUUUUAUGAACUAGCUGGUAAAAGCUAACUUCUGAUACCCAGAUAUUUGUCUCCAAAGGGCAUUUUCUAUUAACUCUUGUGGUCCAUAGUACUACUUGUGUGUAAAGCACAUGUUGUGAACAUUGUUGGGGACUCUCCAAAGCUGACUCUUGGCAGGUGUCAACUCUAAUUCUUCUCUUGACUGUUUGUAGUUGUGUGGAAACGUUCCUCUGCCUUUCUACCUAUAACUUACCAAAAUGCCUACUCCUAGCUGAUCUGAACUAUAGCCCAAGGCUCCGCCUUUGUGAUUAUGACUAGCUUUGAGUUAGGACUGUUAUUAAAAAAAAAUAGCAAAAUAACACCACAGGUUUGAGUAAGAACUUCUGACAGCCUUUCAUUUUGACUUCUUGCAUUUAUUUCGGAGAGCUAAUUGUUUGCUAAUUGUAUAAACUUUACCUUUGAUUUGCAAUCCUACAAAAAGAAGUAAUGGGCACACUUUACUAAUAUCUAGUGCUUUGAAGCAUAAUUUCUGUCUAUUUCAAAACAGAUUGGUGUAAAACCACUAAGUGUCGUUAGUCACCAAACGUUGGGACUGUAUUUCCACUUACCGCAGGAUUUCUGACAGAAUGGAAAACCUUCCAAAAAUUGAUUUUAACCCUGUGUACAAUCCUAUGUAAGUUUGUUGGACUUUUUUCUUUCUAAACAUAUAUAGGGUUGCAUCCUUCACGGUUUUCCCCCUCACCCUCUCGGUCUAAUUCUGCAUAGCUAUUUUUGAAAUUCCUAUACAGUGAUGUAGAAUCUGGGCUCAGUGUGCCAUGUACCAGUGGUACAUAAUUAUAUUGACGCUUUUGCAGAGAUACUUGGUACAAGGGGUUAAUAUGGGACUCAUGUGAGCUGGAGGGAACAUGUGCACAGUCGCUGGUUACUGUAGAAAACCCUUUUGGGUGACUUCAUAUUCAGUUUUGAGUCUAUGCAUAUUGAUCAGGCAAUAUACAAAAUCCCUGACUCCUUUGUGCCCAUUCUCCACAAUCGCUUUAGCCUCAAGCUGUCAGACAUUCCAGACUUUAAGCAACAAGACCCUGCGGUUCAUACUCUGUUUCCUGGCUAGGCUUGACUGAGUUUUGUUUCCGAGGGCUGAUCAGUUGUGUUUUUUCUUACUGUAGCCAUAUAUGUGUGCCCUAUACAGAAAGCCUUCUAAAGCAGGCUUCCAAGAGAUAAUUAAACUAGCGCACAGGUUAGAGUUGACAGCUGGGAAAGGACUUUGGUAACUGAAGGCCAACUUCUUUGUUUCCACUGCAAAAUGCUCAACUGCAAAACUGCCUUAUGCAGUCGGGCUCAUCGGUCUCAUUGCAGGCCCCUGACUGCUAGUUGAGAGCCUUCAAAACUGGAGGUGCUAGUACUGAACCAAGACCCUGUUUAGCAUGCGAAGCGUAUGCCCCACCCAUGAGUUGCCAGUGUCUUCCCGUGCCUUGAAGAUGGCACGCUUAUCAUGCUUUGGCCAAGAAACCAUAGCGGGAAUUUAAAACUCCUACUAAUACAUUGGUUCCUGUAAGUCGACUGUAUAAUCCAUUGAGUAAUAAAUCAAGUUUAAAAUAGCUCAGAUAAGGCGCACAUAGACAUUUUUAGUCCUUUACAUAAUACUUCUAUAUUUAUAAAGCAAUCUAUUGAAGCAAUCCCGAGUUUAAGGGAGAGUAUUUUUCUAAGUGUAGCAGUGUGAGUCCAAGAAAAUCCCUUUAAAGUUUGAGUUUGAGAUCCAUUUGUGCUCUGACCAGAUGACUUGUCUGAAGUACGACACGAAAGCCAUGCCAAGUGCAGCCCACCCUUGCAGCGUGAUUAAGCCUGUGCUGCGAUCAGAACUGCAGUGGAGGCCGCUCACCAAGAGGCUAACCGUGUGCUCUCGGCACAAAAGCAGCAGCAGGUUUCCUUGCUAGAGUUGCCUUCCCUGCGGUGUUUCGGUGUAGAGCACUCCUGCAGAAAGAUGUCUGCUUUUGUAUUUGCUUUGUCCUGUUGGUGCCUUAGUCAUGUCCCCCAAACAUCCUGCAAAGCUCCUUUUAGUUCAUGGUAAGUCUAAGACCUGAAACAGAGUUUUAUAAAGGUUUUCUCUCUGUUAGAUUAUAGCAACUAAACAUGUAUAUUGUGUGACAGACUGGUGAUUUGGUUAUUAUGUAUAGAAUGAUUGUAAAGUAGAAAAAAGUAUAUUUCGUCUGAAUUCUGUGGAUGUAAACGUACAUAUUUUUUUAAAGAAGUUGAUGUCUUGUUAGUACGUGCCAUCUGAUUCUGGUAAAAACAAAUGUGAAGAAAUCAUUAAAUUGUGAUCUUGGAUUACCAAAAAACCAAGUAUUCUUGUGAACAUAGAAUGCCAGGGAAAAAUUUGUUUUAUGCACGCAUUUUGGGAUAUCCAUGUGGGGAUUCAAUGCACCAGUUAAAAUGUAGUAUUGGAUUUUUCUCUAAACCAUGGAAGUGCAGUAUUUUACUAGAUGUAAUACUGAGACAAAAUCAUUUGUUGUUUUUGCUUUGAAAGAUACAGAUGAUGUGAAUGUA
Messenger RNA from Varanus komodoensis (Komodo dragon), 5624 nucleotides. It is a transcript of the gene MAPK1, whose product is annotated as mitogen-activated protein kinase 1. Lineage: Eukaryota; Metazoa; Chordata; Lepidosauria; Squamata; Varanidae. Gene Ontology annotation, molecular function: MAP kinase activity; ATP binding. Gene Ontology annotation, cellular component: cytoplasm; nucleus. Bases 1 to 1107 code for a protein of 368 amino acids. The record is from RefSeq and is a predicted model, not a curated record. The transcript is spliced from 9 exons. Gene Ontology annotation, biological process: intracellular signal transduction; protein phosphorylation.